Talaromyces atroroseus is the source of this 642-nucleotide messenger RNA. RefSeq lists its product as hypothetical. The record is from RefSeq and is a predicted model, not a curated record. The transcript is spliced from 2 exons. NCBI's taxonomy places the organism in Eukaryota, Fungi, Ascomycota, Eurotiomycetes, Eurotiales, Trichocomaceae. Bases 1 to 642 code for a protein of 213 amino acids.
AUGAACAACACUGUACAGGAGCCAUUCCGUCUGAUGGACUUGCCGCCAGAACUUCGUAACAUGAUCUACCGGCUUGCGGUUGUUCGUAAAACAGGCAAGUGUUACACACUCGUGCCACCAGCUCUUGCCCAGGUAUCCAAAGAUAUUCGCACUGAAGUCCUGCCUAUCUUUUAUGGCGAGAACUCGUUCUACAUCCACAUGGACAUCGAUGUAAUUGAAUACGAAGAGGGCAUCUUCCCUAUCAGGACAGACGACGACAGCAAGUUGGAAGAGUUCCUCGACAUGUGCUCCUGCCUGGCCGCCACUGGUGGGCUUAAAUUCAUCAAGGUGUUGAGCAUGAACUACAGCGAACCAGUCUUUGAGGAUAUGAGCAACUUCCUCCUUGGAUUUAAAUUCAUCGGUGAGAGCAGCACUCGCCAGAAAUAUCGUGAUCGGAUUGGCGAUGACAAUCUGGACUGGAGUAAUCGUCUAGCAGUGGUCAAGGCAUUCGAAACCACCCUAAAAGAAUCUGCCGGUGAAUUUCUCGGGCAACUGAAGGCUCAUGUUCCAGUCUCCGAUGUUAUCCGAGCGCUUUUCGCGGUAGCUAAGCACUGCCAUUGCGCAAACAAGUACGUGGAGCUGUCGUGGGAUUACGGCCACUAG